UCAAAUAUUUCUUACUCUUCUCAGUUCCAAUUUUGCUAUGUCUUUUCUAAGUUUUCUUGUAGCUUCCCUUUUACUUGUUGGGCUGUUAAUCCAAAUGACAGGAGCACAACCUAUUGGAGUAUGCUAUGGAAAAAUUGCCAACAAUUUACCAUCAGAUCAAGAUGUCAAAAACCUAUACAAUUCUAAUGGCAUUAAAAAGAUGAGAAUUUACUAUCCAGACACAAAUGUCUUCAAUGCUCUCAAAGGAAGUGACAUUGAAAUAAUUCUUGAUGUCCCAAAUCAAGAUCUUGAAGCCCUAGCCAAUCCUUCAAGUGCCAAUGGUUGGGUUCAAGAUAAUAUAAUAAGUAAUUUCCCAGAUGUUAAAUUCAAAUAUAUAGCCGUUGGAAAUGAAAUUGAUCCUGGUACAAAUACCGGUCAAUAUACACAAUUUGUUGGUCCAGCAAUGGAAAAUGUUUACAACGCGUUAACAUCAGCAGGGUUGCAAGAUCAAAUUAAGGUCUCAACCGCAACAUACUUAGGACUCUUAACAAACACCUACCCACCAAGUGAUAGUAUUUUUCGCGAAGAAUACAAAAGCUUCAUUAAUCCUAUAAUCGAAUUUCUAUCACGAAAGAACCUCCCACUCUUAGCCAAUAUUUACCCUUAUUUUGGCCAUAUUGAUAACACUAACGACGUUCCUCUUUCUUAUGCACUUUUCAACGAUCAAGGGACUAAUUCUGCGGGAUAUCAAAAUCUUUUUGAUGCCCUUUUGGAUUCAAUGUAUUUUGCUACGGAGAAACUUGGAGGACAAAAUAUUGAGAUCAUUGUAUCGGAAAGUGGUUGGCCUUCUGAGGGACAUCCUGCAGCAACUAUGGAAAAUGCACAAACUUAUUAUACGAAUUUGAUUAAUCAUGUGAAAGGAGGGGCUGGAACACCAAAAAAACCUGGAAGUACGAUAGAAACUUAUUUAUUCGCCAUGUUUGAUGAAAAUCAAAAGGAUGGAAAAAUAAGUGAGCAACAUUUUGGACUCUUUUAUCCUGAUCAGAGGCCAAAGUAUCAACUCAAUUUCAAUUGAUGAUAUCAUAUUAUAAUUAAUAUAUAGUGCUAUGAAUAAUAAGGAGAAAUUUGUGUCUUUCUCCUCAAUAAAAUGAUAGCAUAUCUUAUAAUUAAUAUGUGUUGACAAAUGUACGGCCUAUUGUGUAACCUUGAUAUCAAUAUAU
Molecule: messenger RNA, 1199 nt
Organism: Solanum verrucosum
Lineage: Eukaryota; Viridiplantae; Streptophyta; Magnoliopsida; Solanales; Solanaceae
Product: glucan endo-1,3-beta-glucosidase A-like
Exons: 2
Coding region: 38-1054 (338 amino acids)
Biological process (GO): carbohydrate metabolic process
Cellular component (GO): plasma membrane
Molecular function (GO): hydrolase activity, hydrolyzing O-glycosyl compounds
Source: RefSeq, a predicted model, not a curated record